Messenger RNA from Lindgomyces ingoldianus, 2172 nucleotides. RefSeq lists its product as uncharacterized. The transcript is spliced from 13 exons. The record is from RefSeq and is a predicted model, not a curated record. Lineage: Eukaryota; Fungi; Ascomycota; Dothideomycetes; Pleosporales; Lindgomycetaceae. Bases 1 to 2172 code for a protein of 723 amino acids.
AUGGAUGGCUCCGUAUGGCUCAACUGGAUGUUGGGCUCGAUUAACAUCGUCGUCGAUGUGGCUUCAACGUCUCGUCCAAUAACAUACGUGGAAUUAUCUCUAUAUGACACGUGUGCGGCAUAUUGCCAUUUACCAUGGUACAAACUUCAAUCGGAAUUUGCGAAACUCUUCUUUCUUUACCCCAAAGGUAUCACCAAUUCCAAUGGCUCACCGCCAUUGAUACCUAGCGGCGAGGGCAGGGGAUCCAAUCUGCAGUCCGUACAAGCUGGUCAUAGCUUGUGUCGCAUUCGAGUGCCGUUUUCCAAAUCUAUUUCACCUGCCUCUGCCACCCAAUCCCACUAUCUCCUCUUCUCUGUACCUUCAAUACAACGAGGCAGAACGCUAGCAAACAUGAUGGCCGCCGUCAGCAACCAGCUGUCCCGUGUACUCGCACUCCUCCCUUUCAGCUCCCAGCAGCAGCAUCAUUCCCCCAUCCAUGGCGAGGCAGAUGGGCUCUGUCAACCCUUUCGAUUCAUGGAUUUGCCGAAAGAUAUCCGUUUGAUGGUCUACGAGCGUCUCCCGCGUGAAAUUGUGCAUCACGCUCUCCGACCCCUCAGCGGUCCCUUCAAAGGCAACAACCAAGGCGUGGUCUUAAUAUAUCGUGCUACACCGACUUUGAUUUUGGCCACUUGUCAAGAAGUUUACCACGAGGCGAAAGCCAUUAUCGGCAAAUCUAUCAGCUGGGUUCACGAAGGUGGAGUGAAACUCCUCACUAGCCUUGGAGGUUCCGAUCGCAUGGUCAUCGACAUUGUGAUGAACUCCCUUUUGAUGGUAUACGACCGACGCAUGCUACAAGAAGGCCCUAUCAAUCCGGACUUGGAGGCUAUUGGUAUCGACUACGGCGGAGAAGGUGGAAACAUCGACUUCAAGACUACCAUUGAGGGCAUUGUUUGGGGUGGCGUACGUGACUUCGAUCGUCUUAAGUACCCCGCGAGCUACCGCUUCCAUGGCCUCAUGCCAGGAGUCGCCUCUUGGAUCCAGAAAGCCGCCAGAGCUCUUAUCAAUACCCAGAAACACAAGUUGCUUGCUGGCGUCCAGGACGCGGCUGUCAUCGAGAUGGCAUGCUACCGCCCCACUGAGGAGGGAACCGACCUGGACGAAAAGGAGUAUCUUGCAGUUUUCGACGGAUUCGAGGAUGUGAGUUUUCGCUGCUUCGAGCGAAACAUCACCAUGGGCAUUGUAGGCUUUGUCGAAGCUGGUGCUGAACUCAAGAACGGACCACCAAAACACUCCGAGGAUAUUGUCGACGGCAUGGACUUCUACCAUCAUACCGACGGAGAGCAACCUUGGAGACUGAGUGGCUUGACUAAGUUUGAUGGGGCUGUCAAUCAAUUGCAAGUUCGACCAACCUUUUGCCCUAUGGCUUUCCCUCGUUCCCCCAUUUGCACAGUCUGCCUUCCUACACGAUCAAUGUAUCUUAAUUCCCUUGGAGAUGGUACGAUCGGUGGAAACGGAACGGAUCUUACCCUUCAUCAUCCGGCGUUCCCACUGAGCACAGUCUUGCGGGAAAAUCUUGUUGAUAAUAAUGGAGGCGCGAGCCUAUUUCUCAUGUAUCUUGGAGGGUACCGGUGGCCAAUGCCAUUUGAUGUAGACUGGAAAAUUGUCUCGCGACCGCUUGCAGCGAUUCGACAGGCAGAUGCGGUCAAUGACGACGUCAGUGAAACAUUCGCCUGGCGCCACCUGAACAAAACAAGCACAACGGGAAUCGAAGGUAUCGCAAACAAGAUACGAAAGAUAAUUCAAGCCACUCACCAAGCCGCUCUCUGUCGGGACUUACCUGCUACGCAACAUGACCACCCGCUCACUACCUCCGAGACGGACAGAAGAUCAGCGAAAAUAAGCAGCGAGACGCGCCAGGUCCACGUAGGACAGGAGCGCCAGACAACAAACUCUGGCAAAGAGGCGAAGAAAAGCCAGAAUAUUCACGCAGGUGUAAAGCUUCGGACAGCCAACCGCAAUCUAUCGCACGAUUCACUACAUCUAUGCGGUCUGAAUCCGAGCCCCUUAACCUUCGUCGCAGCGCGUAAGAUCAAGACACUGGCUUGGUAUUCCGAGACUGGAGUGGGCAGAGUGCUUCAUUGCUUAAGAGCUGGAACCCUUAAUGGUGGGUUGAAAAAGGCGAAGCAGAGAUAA